AUGGGAAAGGCAGAGAAUUAUGAACUGUACUCGGUGGAACUGGGUCCCGGCCCUGGUGGGGACAUGACAGCCAAGAUGAACAAGAAGCCAGGUGGUGGUGGAGGCAAGAAGAAAGAGAAACUGGAGAACAUGAAGAAGGAAAUGGAGAUUAAUGACCACCAGCUAUCAGUGGCAGAACUGGAACAGAAGUACCGGACCAGUGCGACCAAGGGUCUGUCUGCAAGCCUGGCAGCUGAGAUACUGAUGCGAGAUGGACCCAAUGCACUAAGGCCGCCACGGGGAACCCCAGAGUAUGUCAAGUUUGCUCGGCAACUGGCAGGUGGUCUUCAAUGCCUUAUGUGGGUGGCUGCUGCCAUCUGCCUCAUUGCCUUUGGCAUCCAGGCCAGUGAGGGUGACCUAACCACCGAUGACAAUCUCUACCUGGCACUGGCCCUCAUUGCUGUAGUGGUGGUCACUGGCUGUUUUGGUUACUAUCAGGAGUUUAAGAGCACCAACAUUAUUGCCAGCUUCAAGAACCUUGUACCCCAGCAAGCAACUGUGAUCCGAGAUGGGGACAAGUUCCAGAUCAAUGCAGACCAGCUUGUGGUAGGAGACCUGGUGGAGAUGAAAGGUGGGGAUCGAGUGCCAGCCGACAUCCGCAUCCUGGCAGCCCAGGGUUGCAAGGUGGACAACUCCUCACUGACUGGAGAGUCUGAGCCUCAGACCCGCUCACCUGAGUGUACCCACGAAAGCCCCUUGGAGACCCGCAACAUCGCCUUCUUCUCUACCAUGUGUCUUGAGGGCACAGCCCAGGGUCUGGUGGUGAGCACGGGGGACCGCACCAUUAUCGGACGCAUUGCAUCCCUGGCAUCAGGAGUGGAGAAUGAAAAGACCCCUAUUGCUAUUGAGAUUGAACACUUUGUGGACAUCAUCGCAGGCCUGGCCAUCCUCUUUGGUGCCACGUUUUUUGUGGUGGCCAUGUGCAUUGGCUACACCUUCCUUCGAGCCAUGGUCUUCUUCAUGGCCAUUGUAGUCGCCUAUGUGCCUGAAGGGUUGCUGGCCACUGUUACGGUCUGUCUGUCUUUGACCGCCAAACGGCUUGCCAGUAAGAACUGCGUGGUCAAGAACCUGGAAGCAGUAGAGACCCUGGGCUCUACAUCAGUUAUCUGCUCUGACAAGACAGGGACCCUCACCCAGAACCGCAUGACUGUGUCCCAUCUGUGGUUUGACAACCACAUCCACUCAGCGGACACCACAGAAGACCAGUCAGGACAGACAUUUGACCAGUCUUCGGAGACGUGGCGGGCUUUGUGCCGAGUGCUCACCCUGUGCAACCGAGCUGCCUUCAAGUCGGGGCAGGACGCGGUGCCGGUGCCCAAGCGCAUCGUGAUCGGGGACGCGUCCGAGACGGCGCUGCUCAAAUUCUCAGAGCUGACGCUGGGCAACGCCAUGGGCUACCGCGAGCGUUUCCCCAAAGUCUGCGAAAUCCCCUUCAACUCCACCAACAAAUUUCAGCUGUCCAUCCACACUUUGGAAGACCCCCGGGACCCGCGGCACUUGCUGGUAAUGAAGGGCGCCCCAGAGCGCGUGCUGGAGCGAUGUAGCUCAAUCCUUAUUAAGGGUCAGGAGUUGCCGCUGGACGAACAGUGGCGUGAGGCCUUCCAGACGGCCUACCUCAGCCUGGGAGGCCUGGGCGAACGUGUGCUUGGUUUCUGCCAGCUCUACCUGAAUGAGAAGGAAUACCCACCUGGUUAUGCCUUUGAUGCUGAGGCCAUGAAUUUUCCAAGUAGCAACCUCUGCUUUGCGGGCCUCGUAUCCAUGAUAGAUCCACCGCGAGCCACCGUUCCUGAUGCCGUGCUCAAGUGCCGAACAGCAGGCAUCCGGGUGAUCAUGGUGACAGGUGACCACCCCAUCACAGCCAAGGCCAUUGCAGCCAGCGUGGGCAUCAUCUCAGAAGGCAGUGAGACAGUAGAGGACAUUGCUGCCCGCCUCCGAGUGCCUGUGGACCAGGUUAACAGGAAGGAUGCCCGUGCCUGUGUGAUCAACGGCAUGCAGCUGAAGGACAUGGACCCAUCAGAGCUGGUUGAGGCGCUGCGUACCCACCCGGAGAUGGUGUUCGCCCGCACCAGCCCCCAGCAGAAGCUGGUGAUAGUAGAGAGCUGCCAGCGGCUGGGUGCAAUCGUGGCUGUGACAGGGGAUGGUGUGAAUGAUUCCCCCGCCCUAAAGAAGGCAGACAUUGGAGUGGCCAUGGGCAUCGCUGGCUCCGAUGCUGCCAAAAACGCAGCCGACAUGAUCCUCUUGGAUGACAACUUCGCCUCCAUUGUGACGGGCGUGGAACAGGGCCGGCUGAUCUUUGAUAACCUGAAGAAGUCCAUCGCUUACACACUGACCAAGAACAUCCCAGAGCUGACACCCUACCUCAUUUACAUCACAGUCAGCGUUCCCCUACCCCUUGGGUGCAUCACCAUCCUCUUCAUAGAACUCUGCACCGACAUAUUCCCAUCGGUGUCUCUGGCCUACGAGAAGGCUGAGAGUGACAUCAUGCACUUGCGGCCCCGGAACCCAAGGCGUGACCGACUAGUGAAUGAACCCCUGGCUGCCUACUCCUAUUUUCAGAUUGGUGCCAUCCAGUCAUUUGCUGGCUUCGCCGACUACUUCACAGCCAUGGCCCAGGAGGGCUGGUUUCCACUGUUGUGUGUGGGGCUGCGGCCACAGUGGGAGAACCACCACCUACAAGACCUACAGGACAGCUACGGCCAGGAGUGGACAUUCGGGCAGCGUCUCUACCAGCAGUAUACCUGCUACACCGUGUUUUUCAUCAGCAUUGAGAUGUGCCAGAUAGCUGACGUCCUCAUCCGCAAGACGCGCCGCCUGUCUGCUUUCCAGCAGGGCUUCUUCAGGAACAAGAUCCUGGUGACCGCCAUCGUGUUCCAGGUCUGCAUUGGCUGUUUCCUGUGCUACUGCCCCGGAAUGCCCAACAUCUUCAACUUCAUGCCCAUUCGGUUCCAGUGGUGGCUCGUCCCCCUGCCCUUUGGCCUCCUCAUCUUCGUCUAUGAUGAGCUGCGGAAACUUGGAGUUCGCUGUUGCCCAGGGAGCUGGUGGGACCAGGAGCUCUAUUAUUAG
This is a messenger RNA of Chrysochloris asiatica (Cape golden mole), 3102 nucleotides long. RefSeq names its product ATPase, H+/K+ exchanging, alpha polypeptide (gene ATP4A). Gene Ontology annotation, molecular function: ATP binding; P-type potassium:proton transporter activity; magnesium ion binding. The record is from RefSeq and is a predicted model, not a curated record. The transcript is spliced from 22 exons. Lineage: Eukaryota; Metazoa; Chordata; Mammalia; Afrosoricida; Chrysochloridae. Gene Ontology annotation, biological process: intracellular potassium ion homeostasis; intracellular sodium ion homeostasis; proton transmembrane transport. The coding region runs from base 1 to 3102 and encodes 1033 amino acids. Gene Ontology annotation, cellular component: membrane.